Molecule: messenger RNA, 5485 nt
Organism: Lineus longissimus
Lineage: Eukaryota; Metazoa; Nemertea; Pilidiophora; Heteronemertea; Lineidae
Product: ATP-dependent RNA helicase TDRD9-like
Exons: 34
Coding region: 125-4585 (1486 amino acids)
Cellular component (GO): intracellular anatomical structure
Molecular function (GO): ATP binding; helicase activity; RNA binding
Source: RefSeq, a predicted model, not a curated record
UAAACGAAUAUUCACAUGUCAAAUGCACAAAAAUGAAAAUAAACUCAAAUUGAAGCAAAUUUACCUGAUUUCAUUACUUAGUUGUUAUUCUGACAAUACAGGUAGCAUCUAGAAUCAAGUCAGAAUGAGUUGGCUGAUUCCUGAAAUCUCCACGGACCAAGUUGAUGAUUGGUUCAACGCCGGGAAGCGUCUCGCCAAAGCAGCGGGGGGGAAGCGUGCCCCAGCUGUUCAGACCAAAACCUAUGCCAGAUGUAAAUCAGGAGGCCGUUCUCUAGACCCAGUUACUCAAAAGCCUUCCGCUCCCCUCAGAGAAGAAGAAUUUGUACCCCCGUAUAAAAGUCAUUCACGAACGUUUGGAGAGUCGCAGACGGAAUAUGCAAGGAAAUACCAGGAAGAAGAGGAGAGAAAUCUCAUUGACCCUGGUGGCGCCACUACUGCCUCGGAGGGAGCAUGUGGCUUUGAUGAUACAGCCAGUGUUGUCUCUGGCACAUCAUACGGUACCAGAAUGGAGGAUCUGGAAACGGCCAGUUACUUUAGCGGCAGUGUGGCUACGAUCGAGACGUUCCGGCCGGAGAAUUACAUGGAGGUCUACCAGAACUAUGACUUCAAGUCAAGCCAUGGGGACGAGCUGCCCAUUGCUAAAUAUAGGGAGAAUAUUGUGGAAACCAUUGAAAGCAACAUGGUGACUGUGAUCCAAGGUUCGACUGGCAGCGGAAAAACAACUCAAGUCCCACAGUAUAUUCUUGAUCAUUACGCCAAGGAGCAGCAGUAUUGUAAUAUAAUCGUGACGCAGCCGAGGAGAAUUGCUGCGAUGAGUAUUUCGCGACGCGUCUGCUUUGAGCGCAACUGGGAUUUGGGUGGUUGUGUUGGUUACCAGGUUGGCAUGGACAAAGUUGCCUCAGAAGACACUCGCAUCCUCUACGUGACGACUGGUGUCCUGCUGAUGAAACUGGUCAAUGAUAAGAACAUGCUCCAGUAUACACACGUGAUCUUGGACGAGGUUCAUGAACGUGACCAAGAGAAUGACUUCUCACUGCUCGUCGUCAGGAAAUUACUCAGGUCAAACUCACGACAUGUCAAGAUUGUCUUGAUGUCCGCUACGUUUGACUCUGAUAUGUUUGCGCAGUAUUAUUCCAUCCCCAUCCGUGGCAAACUGGAGUCAGCUCCCGUCAUAUCGGUGGAAGGAAGGGUCUUCGAUGUAAAGGAAUUCUACAUUGAGGAUUUGAAAGUUCUGGGUGAGCUUCCUGAGCUUGAUGAGUUACAGCCAAGCUUAUCAGGAGAAACCUUGGAGAUAACUCGGAAACUCAUCCUACAAUUCGACAGGAUGGAGUUACAGGAAGAGGGUCGGGGUGAAAGUGACAGUCUGCCAAAGAAAAGAGGAACUGUCUUGAUUUUUCUGCCAGGUAUGGCAGAAAUAGAUGCUGUGAGGGACACCCUGAAGGCUCUAGCUUCUCCAAAGCAGUUCGUUCUCCUGCCUCUUCAUUCGACCUGUACCCUAGAGGAGCAGAUCCGGGUUUUUGAACCCCCAGCCAAAGGAUAUAGAAAAAUUAUAAUGUCCACGAACCUCGCCGAGAGUUCCAUCACGGUGCCUGACAUCAAAUAUGUGAUAGAUAUGUGCCUUACCAAGAACCUGGUGUCGGACAAUGAUACCAACUAUACUAGUCUCCAGUUGGAAUGGGCCUCCAAGGCCAACUGUACACAAAGGAAAGGUCGAGCUGGACGUGUUUCCAAUGGUCGGGUCUACCGUAUGGUGACUCGUGAAUUCUACCGUGACAGCAUAAUGGAGUACAGUAUACCUGAGAUGCAACGGUGCCCGAUGGAACAAGUCGUUCUGCAGGCAAAACUGCUGAAUAUGGGCGAACCAAAGGCACUGCUAGCACUGGCGUUGUCUCCACCAAACCUGGACGAUUUGGAAAGAGCCGUUCUGGUGCUAAAAGAGGUUGCCGCCCUAACCACUCUGAAGUCUGGUAAGAUCAACCCACACGAUGGAGACCUGACGUUCAUCGGCCGCGUCCUCGCCUCAUUACCCGUUGACAUCCGAAUUGGCAAGAUGAUCAUUCUUGGCCAUAUCUUUGGUCUGUUGGAAGAAUGUCUCAUUAUUGGUGCUGGUUUGUCUAUCAAGUCCAUCUUCAGAACGCCAUACGGGGAGAAGUUCAAAGCGUACAAAAAAAAGUUGACAUGGUCCAUGGGCUCGUUCAGUGAUUGCAUCGCCAUGUUGAAUGCAUAUAAGCUUUGGGACCAGGAGAAAAAAUUUGGCCAGUUCAAGAGACCGGGAGCAUCCGAGAUACAGUGGUGCAAACAAAAUCUGCUGGAGUUGAAACGAUUGCGAGAGGUUACUGAGCUCGUGCGCGAGAUCAGCCAGAGGUUGGCCAAAUUCAACAUCCAGAGACCAAUGCAGAACAGACGUGACAGGAGACCAGAGAUUGAGGUCGAGAACAGUCUCAUUUUGAAGCUGCUGAUGGCCGGUGCUUUCUACCCGAAUUUCUUCCUGUGCAGCAAACCCGAGGAGGAGGAUGCAGUAAAGGCCAUGUCUGGAUUUGACCCAAAGACGGUGGUCAUGGUGAAAGGUCUUCCAGCCAAAGAAAGCGCCCUCUACAAGUCAUCCCUGGAGAUGAUGUUUAUUGGCCGAGAUGCUUGCACCAUCAAGCCAAUACAAAUCCACUUCGAAGGCUCGAGAGCUUUCAUUGAGUUCCAACCUGAUGAAGAUGAUAUGACUAAGGUCACUAAAGCCGUCUACCUGGCACUUAAACUCAAGCAAACUAAGAGUCUCCACUUGGACCCGAUCGACCCACAGAUUGUGCAAAAACAAAUGGAACAACUCGACAUUGCCCGAGACAACCAGGCCAAGCAGUUGUCACGGUUACGAUCAAACAGGAUCAAGUUGCUUGGUGACCGAGAGCAAGCCCAGAGCCAGCAGGCUAAGCAGGUGGAGUUACCAGGACCACUCCAGUCCACAGUACCUGUUGUAAUCUCCCAUAUAGAAGAUGCAGGCCAUUUCUGGGCAUUCUACACGGACCAUCACUCAGUGGUCAGUUCCCUUGACCUGACCAUAGCAGAACACCUCCAGUCGUCUCCUGUGGACCCGAUAAAAAACCCUGCAGUUGGUCAGCUUUGCCUGGCAGAGUUCCAGGGCACAUUCUACCGUGCUAGGGUGGAGUCUGUAACAAUGGAUACUAUAAAGGUGUUCUUUGUCGACUAUGGGAACAAGGAGACGAUCAACCGAGCUCAGCUUCAUCAGAAGAUCAGGCAGAUACCGCCAUCAUUACUCAAGGAAGAAUUCCAGGCCAUGGAAUGUUUCCUGUCCGGCGUGCGGCCGUCCAACACAAGAGGUAUGGAUGGCCAGUGGAGCCGGGAGGCAAAAGACUUGAUUGAGCGACAAACAAAGAAUCCAUGCCUCAUUAAGAUCUACUCCAUAGUCAGUGGCAAGAUCAGAGCAGAGUUGAUUAUCCAGUAUCGUCGCAAUGCCACUGUGAAUCUCAAUGACGAAUUGUGCAGGAAGGGUCUAGCUGAACCAGUGGAGGAAGGUUAUGCAUCGAGGCAAAAUCACCAGUCUCGAGACUAUGACGUCAACCCUGGAUUAGGCGGGUCCCAGCAUACAGAUGAUAGUUGGUUGGAAUUGGCAGUAGCAGACGCAGGCAAGGCCAUGGGCUCCUCCAAGAGGGGACACAAGAUCACCGUACAAGGACCCAACUCGGCAUAUGAAGUUUCUUUCAAUGGUAUCACGAAGGUCUCUAGACUAAGGUCAGUGAAGAUCGAGAGAGACAGCAUCAACUGCAUUACAAUCGACGAUGAACCCCAGGACUCUCAUGACCGACUCAUGGUGGCUGCUCAUGUUGGGCUCAAUCCAUCUGGGAAUUCAAUCAUCGCCAGGAAUACUACUAUCAUGCCUCAUAUCCAUGGACUUCCGGCAAUCCUUGCUUUGCUGUUUGCUCCAUGUGCGGAGAUUAGGACCGAUUCAGCAAGGACUAAAUAUAUUGGUGUGCUGUGUGGCCUCGGGGUGGAUCCUGACAGCGGCCAUCCAGCCUUCCCGGAUCAUGAAAUGGAAAUCACAUUUGAUGUGACGAUAGACAAUGAUGAUCUCACAAUGGUGAAUGGUGUGCGAACUGCCAUCAACAUGGCCCUGGGCAGCACCGGCACAGUGUCACCUGUUGACUGGACUCCAGAACAGAUCAAGAGGAUACAGAUAAACACCAGGGAAAAGCUUAUAACGCUGAUAGAGAAGAGGCGUGAGUCCAUCACACCACAGUAUUUCCCAAGAAUGUAUCGUUGGAAUCAGGUACCCCCAGAUGAGAUUAACUACCACCAGGUUGAUGAAGACUUGGCCGACUUCGAGACACUGCUACAGCUACACAAUGGAGUCUUGCUCAAAGCACCAGAUGAGCAACGAGAAUACGUCGACCCACGAAAAGAGAGGAUGAGACUUAUCGAUCAUGUCAAGUGGUUAAGACAAAAAGUUGGAAGGUCUGUCAUCCAGGAAGACCUCCGUUGCGAGCUGUGCCAGGUGCCGUGCAAUAAUCCAAGAGAGCUGAUGAUCCACGUCCACACCAACUUACAUACAAUGAACGAGAGUGCUCUAUUAAAAUAGAAAAGUAGCACGCCAGUCAAAAGUGAGAAAGAUCACAGAAGAGUGCUACUUUAGCGAGAAAUAUCACAAAAGUGUGUUACCAAACACAGAGAAAUAUCACCAAAGUGCACUGCUCGAGUGAGGAAUGUCUCAAGCAAUGUUUCCACGCCAAGAAAAAAAGGAAAAUCUGAAUCUGCAAUAUUGUUGUUUCACUGCCAAAUUCAUCACAGGAUUUCCUAUCUUGGUAAAACUUGUUGCAUCAAAAAGGGAUCUCAUUUUGAUAUUAUGAGAAUUAAAAUCAUUCCAAGGGAAUGGUUUAAAUGACGGCCUCUCUGCUCCGUUUACUCGAUCCUCCCUGUGUUGUUCAGUAACUCAAACGUGGUGUAUCCCUCAUAUAAUUGAGAGUUCACGAUUAAACGUUCCCGAUGGAGACAUUGGGCUUGUUUGACUGGUUCCCAUCCUUCCACGAGGAGCAUUAUGAAAAGCCAGGAAUGGCUAUAUCAGUUGUUAUUUUGAAGUAAUUCGUUGGGUCAAUUGGUGUGUAAGUGUACAGGAAGUCAGUGUUUUGAGUCUGCCAAUCUAAGAGAAGAUUAGGUGUUGUCGCGUCAUCAGAGCUCAGAUUUUGGAGGGGGAUGUGCAAAAAUAUAAUGCUAGUGUAGGGCAUCAGCCAAAUGGCAUUGAUUAGUUUGAUUUUUUUUUUUUGGACUUCGAGCAAAAGCCUAAUUCUGGGCAAUGAUGCCUCGAUGAUGAUGAUGAUGAAAUGGGUACUGUAUUUGUUAUCAUAAUAGUAUAUUAGUUGUUAUUCUUGCUUAUGAUUCUGAUAUGCCGAUCAGCAUACUUCCAGAAGUUCUAGAAGUGAUCAACGAGGUGUAACACCAUGUUCUGUACAUUAUUAUAUGUAUAUUGUAUCUGCAUAUUAUU